This is a messenger RNA of Colletotrichum paranaense, 864 nucleotides long. RefSeq lists its product as uncharacterized. Gene Ontology annotation, molecular function: transmembrane transporter activity. Lineage: Eukaryota; Fungi; Ascomycota; Sordariomycetes; Glomerellales; Glomerellaceae. Gene Ontology annotation, cellular component: plasma membrane. The coding region runs from base 1 to 864 and encodes 287 amino acids. Gene Ontology annotation, biological process: transmembrane transport. The record is from RefSeq and is a predicted model, not a curated record. The transcript has 5 exons.
AUGUGGUCUUUUGUACUAGAGCUGGGAAUUGUCUUUCUUGUCCCCGAAACUUAUCAUCCCAUUCUCUUACGGAACAAGGCUCGCAAUCUUCGGAAAGAAACCGAGGAUGAUCGUUGGAAAGCAGCUUCGGAGAUGCAUUCCAAAUCUGUGCUCAGUGCUGUUGGGAUAUCAUUGCUGCGGCCCAUUCAGCUCCUCACUUUUGAGCCAAUGUGUCUCUCUCUUUGCCUCUUCUCGGCUUUGCUACUUGGCAUACUAUACUUAUUCUUUGGAGCUUUCCCUCUUGUUUUUAGAGAGACUUAUGGCUUCAAUCUCUAUCAAAUUGGCUGUAGCUUUCUGGGGAUCUUGGUUGGUAUGCUGCUGGGUAUUGCCACCGAUCCGGUAUGGCAUAAAGUCAGGAUAAGACUCAUUUUGAAGAACAAGGGCCAAGGCGAAAAUGGAGAUGGCAGCGAGCCUGAGUUCCGACUUCCACCCGCUAUGUUCGGAUCUAUUCUUGUUCCGGUGGGAAUUUUCAUGUUUGGUUGGUCCAUGUACCCUUGGGUGCAUUGGAUCGUUCCCAUCGUUGGUACAGCCAUGUUCGGGGCUGGAAACAUCCUUCUUUUCACUGGUAUCUGGACCUUUCUGGUUGAAGCUUAUCCCAGGUAUGCUGCCAGUGCGCUAGCUGCCAAUUCUUUUGUCCGUUGCCUGGCGGCUGCUGCAUUUCCGCUUUUUGGAAAUCAGAUGUACGUAAGGCUCGGGUUUCAAUGGGCCUCAUCACUUUUGGGCUUCUUGGCUAUUGGAAUGAUGGUCUUUCCUUACCUAUUCUUCAAAUAUGGAAAGCUUAUUCGGGACAAGAGUAAGUUUGCCGAUGCGUCGAUCUCUCUGUAA